Molecule: messenger RNA, 3709 nt
Organism: Vidua chalybeata
Lineage: Eukaryota; Metazoa; Chordata; Aves; Passeriformes; Viduidae
Gene: BUD13
Product: BUD13 homolog
Exons: 11
Coding region: 38-2620 (860 amino acids)
Biological process (GO): mRNA splicing, via spliceosome
Cellular component (GO): RES complex; U2-type spliceosomal complex
Molecular function (GO): RNA binding
Source: RefSeq, a predicted model, not a curated record
GCCCCACUAUGGCCUUGAUUGUCACCUGGCCACGCCCAUGGCCCCACCCACAGCUCCAUCUAUGGCCUCGGUUGUCACCUGGCCACGCCCAUGGCACCACCCACAGCUCCAUUUAUGGCAUUGCCUGCUGUUUGGCCACUCCUUUAGCCCUGCCCUCUGCUCCAUUUAUGGCAUUUCCUGCCAUUCGGCCACUGCUAUAGCCCCGCCCUCUGCUCCAUUUAUGGCAUUUUCUGACGUUUGGCCACACCCCUAUCCCUGCAUUUUGCUCCAUUUAUGGCAUUGCCUGAUUGGCCACGCCUAUAGCCCCGCCCUUUGCUCAAUUUAUGGAAUUUCCUGCCAUUUGGCCACUGCUAUAGCCCCGCCCUCUGCUCCAUUUAUGGCAUUGCCUGAUGUUUGGCCACACCCCUAUCCCUGCAUUUUGCUCCAUUUAUGGCAUUGCCUAAUUGGCCACGCCUAUAGCCCUGCCCUCUGCUCCAUUUAUGGCAUUGCCUGCAGUUUGGCCACGCCUAUAACCCCGCCCUCUGCUCCUUUUAUGGCCUCUCCGCGCCUUGGCCACGCCCAUCCCGCUGCAACUCCAUCUAUGGUAGAGACCACGCCCAUCUCCCAUACCCGCCACGCCCAGGCCCCGCCCCUUCCUGCCGGCGCAGGAGUUGUGCGUCAGAGCGCGAUGGCGGCGCCGGGGGUGUCGAAGGCCGAGUACCUGCGGCGGUACCUGAGCGGCCCCGCCGAGCCCGCCCAGCCCCGCCGCCGCCGCCGCAAGAAGAAGCCGCCGGGCGGCACCGCCAGAGGCGGGAUGCGGAUCGUGGAUGACGAUGUGAGCUGGAGCAGCAUCGCCGCCGCCCCGGAGAAGGAGGAGGAGGAGGACGAAGGGGACAUGCCUGUGGUGGCAGAGUUCAUCGAUGAGCGCCCCGAGGAGGUGAAGCUCAUGGAGGAAUUCCGAACAAACUCCAAAUGGAAGCUCCUAGGAGAUGAGGACUCGCAGAGUUCGGAUAUUUCGGGACCUGCCAAGUCUGCCACGAGGCGGCGGCGCCACGGCUCCCCAGAGGCCUCGGGCCCGGCCGGGGAACACAACGGCUCCUUGGAGCUCAGUCCUCCGAGACGGCGGCGUCACGACACGCCAGACGUGUCACCUCCCAGGAGACAGCGUCACGACACGCCAGACGUGUCACCUCCCCGGAGACAACGUCACGACACGCCAGAUCUGUCACCUCCCAGGAGACAGCGUCACGAUACCCCUGACAUGUCACCUUCCAGGAGACAACGUCACGAUACCCCUGACAUGUCACCUUCCAGGAGACAACGUCACGACACCCCUGACAUGUCCCCUCCCAGGAGACAACGUCACGACACCCCAGAUCUGUCACCUCCCAGGAGACAGCGUCACGACACCCCUGACAUGUCACCUCCCAGGAGACAGCGUCACGACACCCCUGACAUGUCACCUCCCCGGAGACAGCGUCACGACACCCCAGAUCUGUCACCUCCCAGGAGACAACGUCAUGACACACCAGAUCUGUCACCUCCCAAAAGGCAGCGUCGUGAUUCCCCAGAUCUGUGCCCUCCCCGGCGGCGGCAGCGUCACGAUACCCCCGACCCCUCACCUCCCAGGCGACAGCGUCACGACACCCCAGACUUGUCACCUCCCAGGAGACGACGGCCUGGCACCCCAGAUCUGUCACCUCCCCGGCGGCGGCAGCGUCACAACACCCCUGACCCAUCCCCUCCCAGGAGACAGCGUCACGACACCCCUGACAUGUCACCUCCCCGGAGACAGCGUCACGACACCCCAGAUCUGUCCCCUCCCCGGAGACAGCGUCACGACACCCCAGAUCUGUCCCCUCCCAGGAGACAGCGUCAGGAUUUGUCACCUCGGAGAGAGAAGCCGGGGUCCCCGAGUGGGAAGAAGAGCCAAACGAAAGGACGGACCCCGCCCGCCCAGAAGGACCAGCACAGGUCACGGAGCCCCCCGGGGCACUCCCCGCGUCGCCAGGAUGCCAAGGGCUCUCCCAAGAAGGCCAGCACGAUGGCAUCCGGGGGCAGAGCUGGCCUGGUGUCGGCCGAUGUGCUGCAGAGGGAGAAGCAGGAGCUCCGCAAGCACGACAGGAGCACCAGGCACCUGGAAGAGGAAUCCCGGAACGCUCAGACCGUGUUCCGAGACAAGUCCGGCCGCAAGAGGAACCUGGCCCAGGAGCAGCUGGAGCAGAGGCUGAAGGCUGAGGCAGAGGCCAAGAGAGAAGAGCAAUAUGCCAAGUGGGGAAAAGGGCUGGCGCAGGAGAGGCAGCAGCAGCAGAACGUGGAGGAUGCAGUCAAGGAGAUGCAGAAGCCCUUGGCCCGGUACAUCGAUGACCAGGACCUGGAUCGAAUGCUGAGGGAACAGGAGAGGGAAGGAGACCCCAUGGCCGCUCUCAUCAAGAAGAGGAAGGCCAAGGAGAACAAGGAGAAAGAAAAACCCAGGUACAAGGGACCAGCACCUCCACUCAACAGGUUUAACAUCUGGCCCGGGCAUCGCUGGGACGGCGUGGACAGGUCCAACGGCUUCGAGCAGCAGCGCUUCGCCCGCAUUGCCAACAAGAAGGCAGUGCAGGAGCUCGCCUACAAGUGGAGCGUGGAGGACAUGUAGGGCAGAGCUCCUGCAGUGCCCCACAGGCAGCACCCUCUGCCAGAGCCCCGAGGAAUGGCCUGUCCUCCCUGGAGCAAGCCCCGUGCUCGGAUUCAGCAGCCCACUGGACCAUCAUCCGAGAGGCAAGGCUGGCUUUUCCCAGCAGCCAGAGCCUCCAGCUCUCUGGGGAGGACGCCGCUUUCUUGUUUGUUUUCUAACAAACUUCUGUUCUACACCAAAUGCUUUGACCUCUGAGGGCAGUUCCUAAGACUUCAGGUGUCCUAAAUCUCAGGUGAAAAUCUGCUGAACGCUUGGGCUUGGGCUAGCUACCCUCAUGCAGUUGGUCAGUCUGCUCCAGAACUCAGGUUAAGUGGAACUUCUGAACUUUUGUCAAGCUUAUGCAGUUAUUUUGCCACGUUGAUCCCAGAGUCACCAACGUGCAGGAAAGUUCAAACUCGGCUUCUCCUGACUUUGUCCAAACAAGAAACUGAGCAGGGAAUGCUCUGGCACAGGAGGAGCGACCUGCAGUGCUGCACUGGGCAGCAAGAUCUUCAGGAGCCUCAGCAAUUCUUCAGGGCUCUGUUUCUAGUGGAAGUAAAUGUGUGGAGAAUUAGGACUUAAGGCCUGGAAUUGCUUCUCUCCUAGUUUGGAGCAGCUGGUCCCCCCCAGACCCCUCUGGAUUUGGGGCUGAUCUCGGCACUUGGCUCGCUCCGGUGGGAGGUGUAACAACCCUUCUCCUGUGGUCAGAUUUGUCAGUCUCAGAGCUGGAGGCCGGGCAGAGCUUCCCUUAAUCCCCUGUGUGCCAGAAAAAGCACUUGUGGAAAUAAAUGCAGUUGUUCUUGCUGAGGUCCCGGGGAGCAGGGAUGAAAUGCAGGCAGCAGUUUCCAUGGAGAUGCCGGGGCUGCAGCAGCGGGCAGGGGCAGGGCAGGAUCGCUCUUUUCAGGGAUUCUCCAGCACUGGGAGGGCCGUGGGUGGGAGGGACAGCAGCACAGUCUGCUCUGGAGUGCCAGACUCUUGGGACUUCCCUGUUUUUCAUCCCUGUGUCACAUUUGCAGCGACCCUGGAAUUGGUGUGUUCACCUGUAAAUAAAACCUUUCUUUUUUUACUCGA